Molecule: messenger RNA, 261 nt
Organism: Prunus armeniaca (apricot)
Lineage: Eukaryota; Viridiplantae; Streptophyta; Magnoliopsida; Rosales; Rosaceae
Source: the annotation of a GenBank genome assembly
AUGGGGCGUUGGGUUAAGCCUGAGGUGUACCCUCUAAUGGCUGCGAUGACAUUUGUGACAAGCUUGUGUGCAUUUCAGCUUACAAGGAACGUGUUCCUAAACCCAGAUGUCAGAAUCGACAAAGCUAGGCGUGGAAUGGGAGUGCUGGAAAACAAGGAAGAGGGAGAGAAGUAUGCAGAGCAUGGGCUGCGCAAGUUCCUCCGCACCCGCCCGCCUGAGAUCAUGCCUACCAUCAACCGAUUCUUCUCUCAAGACGAAUGA